AUAACGUGUGUCAGAUUUUGCAUUUAUGGUUAAGCGCUAACGCUCAGUUAGCAUUAGUGUUAGCACCAGCGCUAGAGGAGGGAGCGUAAAUAAAGCACAGUGAAACAGUUAUGCGAGUAGACAAGUGAAGAGCGAUGUGCAGGAAGAUGAGAAAGACGACACCAUGUUCCUCUGUGGAGGUUCUGCUGAGCACCGUGACCCUCGUCCUGUUUGUGGUGUGUGUCGGGCUCGCCGUCGUCUCCUGGUUAGCGCUACAGACAGGUAACGAAGCUCCAGCGGGGAGCAGCAACUCGUCGUUCAGUGGAACUCUGACCAUCUCGGAGGGAGCGAGUUUCACUGAGGAGCUCAGGAACAGGAGCAGUGUGCAGUUUAAAGCUCUGGCCUUUGACACCGAGCUUCUGGUUACGGAGGCGUACGCACUCGGCUCAUUAGGAGCGAAGUUAAGGAGCUGCAGAGUGACGGCCUUCAGUCCAGGCAGUGUGAUUGCUCACUUCACAGUGAUGUUCGGGGACGUUGUGGAAGUAACAGUGGUGCAGGAACAGUUAAUCUCAGGGUUACAGAAUAUUCCAGACGCAACGCUCGUCAUAAACAGCAGCAGCGUUCAGGUCACAGACAUUUCCACUACACAGACUCCACCUACAACCACACCUACAACCACACCUACAACUACAACCACACCUACAACUACAACCACACCUACAACCACACCUACAACUACAACCACACCUACAACCACACCUACAACCACAGCUGUACCAGUAGAAUGUCCUAUUGGGCAGAUAUUGUGCAGAGACAAGUUGACGUGUGUUUUAAAAAACCUUUUCUGUGACGGAGAACCGAACUGUCCUGACGCCUCUGAUGAGUCUCACAGCACUUGUGUGACGAUGUGUGAUAGACAGUUCCUCCUGCAGCGGCCGAGUGGAUUUUUCCACAGCAGUAAUUUUCCUCUGGAUUAUGCCAGUAAUACAGUCUGUCGCUGGAUCAUACGAGUUAAUAAAGGCCUGAGCAUAAGGAUCGACUUUGAAGUGUUUGAUACAGAAAAAGAUAUCGAUAUUCUGUAUCUGUACGAGGGGAUUGGAGCUGCCAAAACACUGGCGUACUCGCUGUCCGGUUCGUCUCCUGGAGUCGUUUGGAUUUUUUCCCAUGAGGCCACAGUGGUGUUCCUGUCUGAUAUGAUCAUCAACCGGCAAGGAUUUAUCGCCACAUACCAAGCGGAGAACCUCACACUCCUCAGCAAUGAGGAGAAGAUUAACUGCUCGUUUGAGGAGGGAUUCUGUUUCUGGAGACACGACGCUGAUGAUGAAGGAGACUGGAUGAGGAAGAGCGGAUCUUCUUCCCCUCCUGGGUUCGGGCCGAGCUUCGACCACACGUUCGCGAACCAGUCCGGCCACUACAUCAUCACUCCAGUGAGUCCAGGGAGCUGGGAUAAGAUGUUCCGUCUCCGCAGCCUCCCGUUGGCUCCUGCAUCAGAACCCACGUGUUUGAGGUUCUGGUAUUACAUGUUUGGUGAGGAUUUCCUGAGUCUGAGGGUGAUCUCACAACGAGACUCGAACAUCACAGUUCUGUUCCAGAAAGAGGGAAACUACGGGAACAGCUGGACCUACGGACAAAUCACCAUAAACGACGGGACCAAUCAGAUGAUUGUAUUUGAAGCAAUAAAGAGAGGCGGUGUGACGAACAGCGUCGCACUGGAUGACCUCAGCAUGACCUCUGGGCCGUGUGGACCAGCUCCCCCUGACCCGACUCUCCUCCCUCCGACGCCGGCGGAUUGUGGAGGUCCUUUUGAUCUUUAUGAAUCAAACUCGACCUUUAGCUCACCAAAUUAUCCUCUCAGCUACGGACACGGUGCAUCAUGUUUGUGGAUUUUACAUGCUAAUCCAGGGCAAAAUAUCCAGCUGCAUUUCCAAGACUUUUCACUAGAGGCAGUGUAUGACGUGGUGGAGGUUCGGGACGGAGUCGAGCCGAAUUCCACUUUACUGAAUGUGUUAACAGGGGCUGAGCGUAAGUUUCCUGACCUUUACUCCACCAGCUCUGAGAUGAUGGUGAUGUUCUUCUCUGAUGCUUCUGGAAACAAUCGCGGAUUUCUGGCUAAUUUUAGCACAGGCUUUAACCUCGGACAAUCAGAGCCGUGUAGGGCAGGUGAGUAUCGCUGCAGAUCCGGAGUGUGUGUGUCUGAUACCAGUGUGUGUGACGGUGUUAGUGACUGCCCCGAUGCUUCAGACGAGGCACAGUGUGUGCACUUAACCCCAGCGGAUUCUCCUCGUCUGAAGGUUGAGAUUCAGAGCCGCCUCUACACGGCCUGUUCCUCCGACUGGAGCUCCAACUUCUCCCUGUACUACUGCAGAUAUUUAGGCUACAGAUCAGGAAACGCUUCGUUCGUGUCUGUUGUGGCUGAAGACGCACCGUUUGUCGUCGUGACUCAGGCUGCUGACGGCGCAGUGGAUGUGAAACCCAGUGAAACGUGUCGGAGUAACGAGGCCGUAUCGCUCCACUGCAAUAACCAACCGUGUGGGAAGCGGAAGGUUGUAAUAAACACAGAGUCCAGGGUGGAAACGGAGGAGGGAACGAGUGAAGGUGUGGACGGGAGGAUCGUGGGAGGAGAGGAUGCGGUGAAGGGGGCGUGGCCAUGGAUCGCCUCACUACGCUUUACAGGACGACACAUCUGCGGAGCCGCGAUAAUCGACUCGCAGUGGCUGGUUACGGCCGCGCACUGCGUUUACGGAAGGAACAUUCACCUCUCCAACUGGAACGUGGUUUUGGGUCUUCAUGCUCAGUACGAAUCCAACACGUCAGACAGACAACAUCAUAACGUGGAUCAGAUCAUCAUGAACCAAAACUACAACAAAAGAACCAAAGACUCAGAUAUCGCACUUAUGCACUUACAGGACAAAAUCACCUUCACAGACUACAUCCAGCCGAUCUGCCUGCCGGGUCCAAAUCAGCAGUUUGAGACAGAAAGAAAGUGUUUCAUCGCAGGCUGGGGGAGAUUAACUGAAGGAGGUAAUACUGCUGAUGUAUUACAGCAGGCUGUGGUGCCCCUGAUCAAUAACAGUGUGUGUCAGGAGAGGCUUCCUGAGUACAAAAUAACUGAACAGAUGGUGUGUGCGGGAUACCCUGAGGGUGGAAUUGACAGCUGUCAGGGUGACUCCGGAGGCCCAUUGAUGUGUGAGGAGGAGGAUGCGUCCUGGGUUUUGGCGGGUGUGACAUCGUUUGGCAGGGGCUGUGCUCGACCUGGACGUCCAGGAGUUUAUGCACUGGUUCCCAAGUUCACGGACUGGAUACUGGAAACUCGACGGCUAUAUACAGAGUGAAAUGGAACGAGAUCAGGACAUGGUGUCAUGGAUGUUGUAAAUAUCACAGAAUUCUAAAAUGUAUCUAGUUAUUUAAUUAUAAAUGUAAUUAUGAUAUUCUAAACAAUCUUCAAAUCUCACCUGUGUACUCAGUUUAUUAAAGAACAGCAGAUGAAACAACCAAAACCUACACUGAUGUGGUGAUUCCAGUUUGCUAACUGGGGCUUGAAAUUAAGUGGAUCUAAAUAAAAAUCAACUUCAUCUGUGA
Messenger RNA from Clarias gariepinus (North African catfish), 3558 nucleotides. RefSeq names its product enteropeptidase-like. Gene Ontology annotation, biological process: proteolysis. NCBI's taxonomy places the organism in Eukaryota, Metazoa, Chordata, Actinopteri, Siluriformes, Clariidae. The transcript is spliced from 25 exons. The record is from RefSeq and is a predicted model, not a curated record. Bases 135 to 3311 code for a protein of 1058 amino acids. Gene Ontology annotation, molecular function: protein binding; serine-type endopeptidase activity. Gene Ontology annotation, cellular component: membrane.